UCAGAAUGCCCUAAAGCCCGAAAGCCCUGACCCUAAUCCCCUCGCACCUCCCAAACCCUAAACUCGCCUGUCACUUCCACCGGCAAGAUUUUUUUUGUCACUGAUAGCUGUAAUAAUUUAAGGAAAGCCCCAAAAUUUUGCGAAAAUGGGAAAAACUAAAGAGAAGAAUGGUAGUAUGAAGCUGUUUGAUGAUGACAGUAAUGUGUUGGAUGAUGACGUUUCGAAGAUUGAGAUUAAUCGAGAAUUUGCCCGUCAAUAUGAGCACAAUAAGAAGAGGGAAGACUUGCAGAGAAUCCAGGAGCUGGAAAAGAAAGGGGUCAUCAAUUUUAGUGAUAAUGAUUCAGAAGAGUCUUCGUCGGAAGAAGAAGAGGAUGUACUUAGACCAAGUAAGAAAGAGGAUUUGGAAUUUUUUGAUGCUUUGAUUAAGGUGAAAAGAAAAGAUCCUUUGUUAAACAGUAAAGAUGCAAAGUUGUUCAUUUCUGAUUCUGAGUCAAUGUCGAAGGAUGAAAAUGAUAAUAAGAAUGAGAACUCAAAGCACGAUAAUAACAAUAAUGAUGGUAGAAAGGGGAAGAAACCCAUGUACUUGAAAGAUGUUGUUUCAAAGCAUUUAAUUGAAGAGGGUCCGGAAUUUGAUGAUGAAGAUGAAAAUGUGAAUAAUAGGAAUAAUGAUGGUAAUCUGAAAGUAAAGAGUUUUGCGGAAGAACAAGAGGAGUUGAGGAGGGAGAUUUUAAAGGAGUUUGAGGUAGCUGCGAAUGUUGAUGAGGAGGAAGGGGAUUUUUUGAGAGAAAAAAAUGGCGACGGUAAAGAGGAGGAGGAUGACGGUGAAAUUGGGAAAAAGCUGGAUGAUUAUUUUGGGGAGGAUGAACAGUUAGAUGAGGACACGAGAUUUUUAAAACAUUAUUUUCGGAAUAAUAUGUGGCUUGAUGAUAGUAAAAAUAUUAAUAUCGUGGAUAAGGAUGUUGGUUUUUCUGAGGAUGAGGAAGAGAUAGAAAAGCAAGAGGAUUUUGAGAGGGGGUACAAUUUUAGGUUUGAGGAGAAUGCAGGGGAUAGAGUGAUGGGUCAUUCAAGAAAAGUGGAGGGUUCGGUGAGAAAGAAAGAGAAUGCUAGAAAGUUGCAGAGGGAUAGGAAGGAAGAGAGAAAGUUGCAGGCUGAGUUUGAGCGGAAUGAGGAAUUGAAGCAUUUGAAGAACUUGAAGAAAAAGGAGAUUAAAGAGAAAUUGCAAAAGAUUAGAGAGGCUGCUGGAAUUGGAGAGGAUGGCACUUGUUUAUUGGACGAGGAUGAUUUGGAGGAAGAAUUUGAUCCUGAGGAGUAUGACAGGAAGAUGAAGGAAGCAUUUGAUAAUAAGUAUUAUGACACAGAGGAUGUGAAUCCAGAGUUUGGGAAUGAUAGCGACGAUGAUGCAGCUGAGUAUGAGAAACCUGAUUUUGAUGAGGAAGAUAGAUUGCUUGGUCUUCCAAAUGGUUGGAAUGAGGAGAAUGAAACUGGAGAUGGGUUCUUGUCAGCCAGGCAAAGAAUUUUGAAAAGCAAGGUAGAUGGGGAAUAUGAAAGUGAGCUUGUAGAAGAUGAAGAAAACCCUAAAGUGGGUAAGCGGAAGAGAGAGAGGAAGCCUAGCGAAGUGGAGAAUGCAAUUAGAGAGCAAUUGAUGGAGGAGUAUUAUAAGUUGGAUUAUGAGGAUACAAUAGGAGACUUGAAAACGAGGUUCAAGUACAAACCUGUCAAGUCCAAAAGAUUUGGACUGAGCACCGAGGAGAUUUUGAUGCUGGAUGACAAGGAGUUGAAUCAGUAUGUCUCUUUGAAGAAGUUGGCUCCUUACAGGGAGAAGGAAUGGAAGGUACCUCGUAUUAGAACAUACCAGCAAAAACUUAGGAACAAGGCGCUUCUUGAAGGAGAGACAUCAAAUGCUAAAAAUAAAGAUAAUAACAAGACACGACUCAAUGGUCUGGAAAAACCAAAAGUGGUUAGUGCGGCAGAAAAUGAGAAAUCACAAAUAGAAGAAUCAAAUGGUGAAGCAACAAAUCUGUCCAGACGAAGUAAGAGAAGACGUCGUCAAUCAGAACUCAAACUAUCUCGUUCGAGGCUUAUGGCAUAUGGUAAAAUCCAUUCCAAACCUAAGAGUAAGAUGCUCUAGAGCAGAGAAUGAUCAAAAUUUUGCCAAUCAAAGGAUGUGAGAUUUCUUACAUAGUUCAUCACCUGUGCCAAAUAUUAUCAUCAAGAGGAGCAAGGCAAAACAUUUGAUUCGCUAGAAAGGCUUACGAGAUCACUAACUGCAAAAGAUUUUUGUUUAAUGCUUUCGACCCAACACUGGAGGAUCUUGAAGUAGAAAAUCCAUACGAGACCUACAAUCGCAAUUUUGUUCAAAACUGAAGUAAUGACUAUGUUUUAUUUAUUUUUAUCAUCUCUUUUGAAAUUUUUUGUGUUGUGAAACCCAUCAGAUUUGGCAUAUAAGAGUCGUAAAAUUUUAGAAUCGAUAAUUUACAUGAUUUAUUGAUCCCGGUAAGUAUUGUGUGUGUGAUUUUCUGUUCUAGGUGAUAAAUGUGCCUUACUUUUUGCUGGUCUAUAGUCCAUUGUAAAACUCAGUUGGAUAUUAGCCUUUCAAUCUCAUUCUUUCAGCUUCAUCUUA
Molecule: messenger RNA, 2620 nt
Organism: Olea europaea var. sylvestris
Lineage: Eukaryota; Viridiplantae; Streptophyta; Magnoliopsida; Lamiales; Oleaceae
Product: protein KRI1 homolog
Exons: 2
Coding region: 146-2128 (660 amino acids)
Biological process (GO): endonucleolytic cleavage in ITS1 to separate SSU-rRNA from 5.8S rRNA and LSU-rRNA from tricistronic rRNA transcript (SSU-rRNA, 5.8S rRNA, LSU-rRNA)
Cellular component (GO): 90S preribosome; nucleolus
Source: RefSeq, a predicted model, not a curated record